GAGAUGUGGGUUAUAUAUUUAGACCCUCACGUGUUUGUUGCUUAGGAAACGAACAUGCAAAGCUUUGACUAUGUAUUAUAUCCUCCCUCCUACAUAUUGUGCAUCUCUCCUUCCGCGUACAUCGAGAAUUUCAUGUGAUAAUGACCGACAUAAUGGAAAUCCAAUCAUCUGUUGAUAAAUGGCUCCAGACUUAUGUUAAUGAACCACCCGACACUCAACCACUUACACCCUCAACUUCAUCAGUUCGAGGGAAACGGACGAGAGACAUGUCCGAACCUCGAAUCGCUGAAAAGCGUCGGCGGACUGCCCCAGAUGAUGAUGACUUAUUUCCUGAUCAAAGCGCUUCACGCAAUGAAAGACUGGACCUGUCUGAAAAGACAAGACUUUCGCAUCCAUCACAAUCCGUUACAUUAAGCCCUAUACGAUGCCUGCUAAGGGAUCUACGUUUAUCGAAGCCUUCUAUACUCUGCGAGAUUCCAUCGGCAGUAACGUUGCCUGAGCGCGUUUUGGCUUUACAGCAAAGUCUUGUCGAUCAAUUAGAGGACGGCCUUAUACCAGUUGGUCUAAAGGUAACAGUAUCUUGUCAGCCUAAGUGAUCCGGAAAAAUUGCCAACAGAUAAUCUUUUACAGCAUCAAAUCCUCGCAACGUAUCCUUCUAUAGUAGCUAGUAUCCCGAACUCUGCAUAUGAUAUCUUAGAUACGCGAUCGGGUCCAGAACUCGAUAUACUAUGGAGUGGUGUGGAGAAGAUCUUGAAGGAAAGCAGAAAGUGUGGAAUAAACCAUCAGGAUGAGAAUGCGUGGUGCACAAAAGUGAUUCAUCCAGUGCUGUGUCUAGCACUAAAGGGAAACUCCAUGAUGGAAGUUGAAAACGUGUAGGCUUUUAUCUAACGAGCUUCAUUGUUAAUAUCUAUCAAUGCUGAUCAUAAUUUCUUUGCAGGCAAACCCAAACGAUCAAUCCUGACUUGGCGCCGAUUACACCUAUGAAAUACCGAGUUCAAAAGAAAACGGACUAUACAUUUUCUUUCCACCCUAAUACACCGGAAAUGUCCCAGCUAUACGAGAACCUUAUCCUAGCCGGUUUGCAGAACAGGAUCAGCCAGACAACGGACGUAAAUACGGGGUCACUAGCUCUCUUUUCCGGCAUCGAGGUGAAGCCAGAGAAUGGUGGCAAAGACGAAGCACUCCUACAAUUGGCAAUUUGGCUAGCCGCAGGACUACAGAAUACAAGAAUACUGGGCGAGACAGGGCAAAAUCGGCCAUACUUGUGCGAUGAGCUCCAUCCAAUGGUUGGAUGGACAGUCAUUGGGCAUGAUUGGCAUAUGUAUAUUGCUUAUAUGGAUAAUCAGAAUGGCCGAGAUACAUUUGUAAGUUAUCUGAAUAGACCUUACAUCGUCACCCGGCUAAUGAACGGGGAAUAGAAAGUUGUAGGACCAUGGAGAGUUGCUGCCGCCGAUACGAGAGAUGUGUAUGGCAUUUUUAAACUGUUACGACUAUUGGGAAAAGCAGCUGAAUUCGGCUCGAAAGUUUAUUGGCCUUGGCUGAAGGAAGAAAUAUUGAUGCCUUGUAUCAAUUAAAGAAAUUUAAACUUGUAAGAGUUCUGAUCAUUACUCAUCGUACCCCCUCUAAAUUUCACCUACACUUUUGAAAAUUUAAUAUUAAAUCAAUACCACAAUAUUUUUUAUUGAAAAUCUGAUAAUAUAUUAAUGAAUAAUAGCUAAUUCUUUUA
Molecule: messenger RNA, 1726 nt
Organism: Sclerotinia trifoliorum
Lineage: Eukaryota; Fungi; Ascomycota; Leotiomycetes; Helotiales; Sclerotiniaceae
Source: the annotation of a GenBank genome assembly